UGUUAAAAAGGCUAAGCACAUUUCAUAAAAUUAAUUCGGUACAUUUGAUGCACCCUUGGAAUUUAGAAAUAGGAGCGCACAUUCUCAAAUUUGUGGCCGUUGCCCUCUUUCAAGCUCUUAUCUUGUUUCCUUUUAUGUAAGCCAGCCAUUACUUCACCUUAUCCACUCUCUCUGAUCUCUCUCAUUACAAGACUCCCAUUUCCCAUCUGAUCCCUAUCUUCUUCUCCGCUAAUCCUCGCAAUCGGGGGCAGACAUGGCGAUCGCAUCAGCUGCUCUCUCUCCGGCCGUAGUCACCGUCGGGGGCGCCGGCGGGAAAGCCCAGAAGAGGAGAUCGAACAGGGCUUUGUACAUACGAGGCUUGAAUUCCUUUGGGGGUUUGAAAGCCCACAACGGUGUCGCCUCUUUGGGUCUGCCGGAGUGCACCGAACGGUGCUUUGCGAAGGUGGUGAGCUCCCUGAAACCGCCGUCCCGGGGCAGAGGCAGCGGCGGAGGUGCGCUUUCUUCUACGUGCAAUGCUGCGGCAGAGAUUUUUAGGAUUGCGGCGAUUAUGAAUGGCCUGGUUCUGAUGGGGGUUGCAGUUGGUUUCGUUCUUCUGCGAAUGGAAGCGUUUGUGGAGGAGUCUGAGGAAUGAGUUUUUUUUUUAAAAAAGAAAAAUAUGCAGGCUUGAAUGCUUGAUCACUUCUGUUUAAUCUUUUUAUUAAUAAUCGUAUCCUCUGAAUCGAUAAAUUUAGUGUUGAAAUGUUGAAUUGCUUCUGUGUA
This is a messenger RNA of Malania oleifera, 759 nucleotides long. RefSeq lists its product as uncharacterized. The transcript has a single exon. Gene Ontology annotation, cellular component: cytochrome b6f complex. The record is from RefSeq and is a predicted model, not a curated record. The coding region runs from base 254 to 631 and encodes 125 amino acids. NCBI's taxonomy places the organism in Eukaryota, Viridiplantae, Streptophyta, Magnoliopsida, Santalales, Ximeniaceae.